ACACACACUGAGCGCUGCAGGCUGCAUCCUUCCUCUCCAGCGGAGAGCUUUGCAAGGAGCUGCCGCGCUGCUGCACGACUCCUGCCGCCGCGGCUCCUCAUCGAUCCUUCGAUCGGAAAUAAUCCAUAGCCGCAUGGUGACGUCACGCCGCUGAUGGUCGGCGCUCGUAGCUGGGUGCAGCCUGGACGCCAGGAAUGCACGCCUGCGUUUAACCCUCCGCUCCGAGCACACGGGAUUAAGGAAUCGAUUGGACGAAACAAAGGCAAAAAGAAAUUUGAAUUGCAUGAUAAACGCGAGGACGUGCACGCGGCUGCUUGUUUGUUUGUGACGUCGGGGAAUGGAGUAGCUGUCACGGCCGCUUUGUAGGAGGAGGAUGGAUGCGGACUGAGCCAGCUGUGGCCUGCUUCUAACAGCAACAUCUGGCCGGGUCAGAGAGGUCACGUGCAGCAGCCAGCCAGAUCUGUGGACGUGGAAGAUAUGGAGGAAGGCGACGCAGAAGGGGAAGGGCCCAUGGUGGUCAAAGAAGGGCCAAGCCGUCAAGGCCUCCAGUCGGAGUCCAGCACCACAACCACCACCAACCUCUUGGCUUCUGUUAAAGAGCAGGAGCUCCAGUUUGAGCGACUGACCAGGGAGCUUGAGGAGGAGCGGCAGAUUGUGGCGAGUCAGCUGGAGAGGUGCAUGCUGGGAGCCGAGUCGCCAGCAGGAGACAGUAGCAGCUCUUCUGAGAAGUCGUAUGCAUGGCGAUCUGCAGGUGGAGGGUCCCAGGGUGUGGCUGCAGAGGUACCAGGUCACCACUUGGAGGUGGAGGAAGGACUCUACAUGCCUGAGGGGGACCGCGCCUCCCUCCAUGACAGUGAGGGUUCAGGAGGUCACUCAGCCCACAUGACCUCAUAUUCAGACAGCGGGUACCAAGACAGCAGCGUCAGUUAUUACAGCAACCAGAAUGUGGUGCGUUCAGAGCCAAGAGCCUCAAUAUCAAGAAGCCCCAGAGCAGAAGGUCAAGCCUCUGGGCAGGCAUCCAGUCGGAUGUUGAGGAGAAUGGCUUCCCUCCCCUCCAGGAGCCAGUCACCCGGCUGUGGCACCACCGGAACGGUCUCCCCGUCCCGCAUCUCUAUGCGAACGUCCCAAGGCAGUACGUAUGACUCGCCCAUCCUGUCUGAGCCCAAACCCCUUGCUGCCAUCUUCCCCGGCACCACCAUGCCGCCAUCCUGCCCAUCUCCAACCUCCCCCAGCGAUGCCACCCAGGCCCUGGGAAAUGGAGGAGGAAUUGCCGGCGGGGGGCGCCAGGGCUCAACCCUGUCCUUGAUUGAGGGGAGGGCUUUGACAGGGUGUCCUACGCUGCGUUCAGGGAUGACGGCGAUGCCUCAGCACUACGGCUCCACACUGCCCAGACAGAGUCAGUCAUUGGCCUACGGUGCUGAUCCAUACGGCCUGUACCAGAGGAGUGCCCUGCCACGCCCAGACAGCCUCAUAGGGCUGCACAGCUCAUACGCUGGUCACGGGACGCAGAUAGAUCCAGAGCUGAGGGCUGCCUUGUCGCCAGACUGCCAGAUGACGCCUGUUUUUGACGACCGCUCCUUCCAAAGCCCCCUGUACCACAGCCCCACCCAUGACCCCCAGGGCUCCCUCUACAGAGCAAACACAGGUAUGGGGACCCUUCCUCGGACCACAAGCCAUUGCGGCACGCUGCCGUACCAAAGAAGCAGCUACGGGCUGAGCUCAGCAGCUGCUUACGUCGACUCCAUCAGGGUGUCCACUGAGCCUGUAUACUCCCACAGGCACUCUGCUCUGGUGGACCGGGUCAUCACUCGCACGCCAUCUAUCGAAAGCAUCCAUAAGGACCCCAGGGAGUUUGCAUGGCGUGACCCUGAACUGCCAGAGGUCAUCCACAUGCUGCAGCAUCACUUCCCCUCCGUCCAGGCCAAUGCAGCCGCCUACCUGCAGCACCUGUGUUACGGAGACAACAGGGUCAAGGUGGAGGUUUGCCACCUGGGAGGGAUCCAACACCUGGUGGACCUGCUGGAUCAUAAAACACCUGAGGUCCAGAAGAGCGCCUGCGGAGCUCUGAGGAACCUGGUGUACAGCAAAGCCACCGACAACAACAAGGUGGCGCUGAGGAACUGCGGUGGUGUUCCUGCUCUGCUGCGCCUCCUCAGGAAAACAACCGACAACGAAGUUCGCGAGCUGGUCACCGGAGUCCUGUGGAACCUCUCCUCGUGUGAUGCGGCAAAGAUGACCAUCAUACGUGAUGCCCUGACCACGCUGACCAACACAGUCGUCAUCCCGCACUCUGGCUGGAGUACCGUUUCUCACCGCGACGAGCACAAAGUCAAGUUUCAGUCCUCCAUGCUGCUGCGCAACACCACCGGCUGUCUGAGGAACCUGAGCUCAGCAGGGGAGGAGGCGAGAAGUCAGCUGCGCUGCUGCGAAGGCCUGGUCGACUCGCUGCUGCACAUCCUGAAGGCCUGCGUCAACACCUCGGACUACGACAGCAAGAUUGUGGAGAAUAGCGUCUGCACCCUGAGGAACCUCUCGUACCGCCUGGAGGUGGAGAUGCCUUCCUCCCGUCUCCUCGGUAACCAGGAGCUGGACACCCUGCUGGGUUUCUCCUCCCCAGUGAAGGAGCUGGACUACCUAUGCUGGGGGAAGAGAAGGCGUGGCAGGAAGAGGAGUGGCUGGCCCGAGGGCAAGUGGGACGGUGUCGGGCCGAUCCCAGGUCUCUCCCAGUCUCUGAGGGGAGCGGAGCUGCUCUGGCACCCAAUGGUGGUGAAGCCAUACCUCAACCUGUUGGCUGAGAGCUCCAACCCGGCCACACUGGAGGGCGCCGCUGGCUCUCUGCAGAACCUCUCCGCUGGAAACUGGAAAUUUUCCGCCUACAUCCGAGCAGCUGUGCGCAAAGAGAAAGGUUUGCCCAUCCUGGUGGAGCUGCUGAGGAUGGACAAUGACCGGGUGGUGUGCUCCGUCGCCACAGCGCUCAGAAACAUGGCACUGGAUGGCCGCAACAAGGAGCUGAUAGGAAAGUACGCCAUGCGGGACCUGGUGAACCGGCUGCCCGGCGGCACCCCCUCUGUGCUGUCCGACGACACUGUAGCAUCGGUUUGCUGCACACUGCAUGAGGUCACCAGCCGGAACAUGGAGAACGCCAAAGCUCUGGCCGACAGUGGAGGCAUCGAGAAGCUGGUGGACAUCAGCAAAGGACGAGGGAAAGGGUACUCUAUGAAAGUAGUCAAGGCUGCCGCUCAGGUGUUGAAUACACUAUGGCAAUACAGAGAGCUAAGGAGUCUCUAUAAACAGGACGGAUGGAACUACACUCACUUUGUCACCCCAGUGUCCACCCUUGAACGAGACCGCUACCGUUCCCAGCCGACCCUGCCCACCAGCCCCCUGCAGAUGUCCCCUGUCAUUCAGUCAGGUGGCAGUGCAACAUCCUCACCUGCCAUGCUCGGGAUAAGAAGACACAGCUCAAACUACCAGAGGGCACAGUCAUCUAUGCAACUCGACACAUAUUAUGGAGACAGUUUACACAAACGGCAGUACACAGGGUCAGACAAAAAAACUCCCUAUUUUAUUGGGACAUACUCCUCCCAGUCAGGAGAGGAUAUAAGAAGAUCACAGCACCCAGAGCCAUUCUACGACGAACCCGACAGGAAAAACUACAACAGCUACAGAAUGUACCUGUCGUCGCCUCAAGGCUACGGCGAGGAGCGCUACGAAGACGAAGUGGUCCACCUGCCAUCCUCGCCUGACGGGUACGCCACCCAGUCGCUCCAAUUCAAAGCCAACACCAACUACGUGGACUUCUACUCCACCACGCGGAGGCCUUCAAACAGGGCGAACAAGUUCACCGGAUCCCCCGACUCCUGGGUGUAGGCACAAGAAAACUCACACAGUGUGCGUCUAGCUUUACCGUGCGUUUCUGUGGAUUUGUGUGCGUCGGGAGUGCACUGUACUGUUUGUUUGGGUGAAGAAUUGCGGAUGCAUGUGAAUAUGUGUUGAAAAUGGGCUGAAGGACCAGGAUUGAAUCGCUCUCGGCAGCUUUCAACUAAGUCAAACAGUAAGUAGAAAAAUUCAGUACUUGAUGAUUUUUCACUCCAAAGGUUGCUCACGACAAGUUGCAGCCGUUUUAAUAAUUAAAGCUAACAUACAUCUAUCUAUCUCAUUUCUGACACAUUUUCAGUUACAGUGCUGUGAAAAGUAUUUGUACCUUUAAGGAUUUCUUCUCUUGUUUUUUUAUUACACUUAAAUGUUUCGGAUCAUCAAACAGGUUUUGAUAUCAAAGAAAAAUAACCUAGAUAAAUACAAAAAGCAGUUUUCAAAUAAUGACUGUUUAUGCAGAAAAAAAGCUACUCAAAUCUACCUGGCUGUGUGCUCUAAACCUAAUAACUGGUUGUAUGUCUUUUCCAUUGCUGUGUAGGAAUGUUAUCCCACUCUUCUUUGCAGAAAUGUUUUUAUUCAGCCACAUUAGAGGGUUUUGGAGCAUGAUAGGCCUGUUGAAGAUCAUGCUACAGGACCUCAGCUUUGACUUGGCCACUGUUUUCGUUUUGUGCUAUUAAGCGGUAAACUUACUGGUGUGUUUUGGAUUGUCGUCCUGCUACACAACUCAGGUGCACUUGAUCUUAAGGUCUCGAACUAAUGGUGGGACAUUCUCCAUCAGGAUUAUGCUCAAGAACAGAAUUCAUAGUUUAAUUUACAGCAAGUCAUCCAGGUCCUAUAGCAGUAAAGCAGCCUCAGACCAUCACAAUACCACGGCGAUGUUUGGCUGUCAGUAUUUUCUUUUUAUGAAAUGUUGUGUUGGUUUUGCACCAGAUGUAGUCUAAAACUCUGCUCAGUCUCUCUUUCUUGUUAAUGAAUCAUGAACUCUGACUUUAACUGAGACAAGAGAGACCUUCAGUCUUAGAUGCUGUUCUGGGUUCCUUGGGGACAUCUGGGUGAAAUGUUGAUAACAUCUUGGGGUAAACUUAAUUGGCCAGCCACUCCUGGCACGGUUCACCUCUGUUUCAUGUUUUUUUGUUCAUCUGUGGAUAAUUACUGGGGAUUACUGGAAGUCCAAAAGCCUUACAAAUGGCUAUAUAACCCUUUCCAGACUGGUGGAUGUCAAUGACUUCUAUUACAUCUUUUUUGAUCACGGUUCGUGUUCCUUUUUGAGAUCUUUUAGCCUACUUCAUGCUGUCAGACAGGUUCCAUUAAGAUUAUUUCCUGAUUUUACAGGUCUGGCAGUCAUCAGACCUGGGUGUGGCUGGUGAGAAUGAACCAAUAAAUGUGGUUAAUCAGAGUUAUAUUCCAGAUUUUACAAUGGUGGCAGUAAUAAAUUCGUAAAGGGCCGGGAUUGUCUGGAUAGCUUUUUUUCUCUUUAAAUAAAAUCAUUAAUUGAAAACUUAUUUGUUCUCAGUUUUUGAAUCAAUAAAACCUUUUAACAGCUAUUUUCAUUUCUAGCUUCCUGUCCUAGCUAGUUGUACUGUAAUUCUAAACCUGUCUUUUACAUAAACAGUAACAAAAUCUUUUGUUGUAGUUCACUGUGGCAGGCUGCUGAACUUUACUGAAAUCAGUAAUAUUAUAGCCAAUAUAGACUGAUCUAUCCAGCAAAAAUUUUGAGAUAAAAAAAAGUUUCGCUAGAAAUAGGAAUGUUUAAUUAAACCCCUACAAAACCUCAACAUGUCCAAACAUGAGAAGGGUAAACCCAAAAUACAAGAAGCAAAAAAAGAAAUGGUUAAACAGCAUGCUCAGAUUUUUAGCUUCAUAUUCUACACAUAAUCCAUUAUAUUUGUAGUUUAUAAGUAAUGUUUUUUGUUUGUUUCAGCCUAGAUGAGGCCUUCUAGAUUCUCUAUGUGGCAAAUUUUGGGAGGAAGCUGAUGAGGGCAUCUCUAGUAAUGUCUUUCGGUGUGGCUUUUUUAGUUGCAGGAAUUUUUAUCGCCUUAUUUUUGUUUUAUACUUUACAAAAUGAGCUUUGUCAAGAGGUGCAUUUGGUAAGAAAAGGGAUAAGAAAAAACAGCUCUGAUGUCACUGUUUACUGGAGUGUUUGUUCAUGUUAACUGACUCAUUUUGCUCUGCAGUAAAAAUGUGAAGUGUGUUGGCUUUAUAACGUAGAUGUUGUCUGCCACUGUUAUCAUGGACACAAGAGAGAAAGAGCUUAUUGCAACUGGGGAAUCCUGGGAACAGCAGGGAUUUAUCCAAACAAGGAUAAAAGAUGCCGGAACAAAGAAAUCCGGGUUUGGAAACGCCAGUCGUCACUCUCUGGAACCUUUAAAGACUCAGAAACGGAGUUACGACUGUAACUCAUCACUUCAUGUUGGCCACAAGUGCAGUAACUAUAUCAUAAAGUUUGUGAAAUAUGUGCAAAAAAUAUGUGAAAAUCUAUUUGUACAGACCCACUGGAAUAAAUGUCCUGUUGCAUUGUUGUAUUCAAUAUGUAGAAAUUUAUAUGUGAUUGUGUGCUGAAGAUUUUUCUAUUAUUUAUUGAUUAUUUUUUAUUAAUUUACUUGUGAUCCGACCAAAAUACACCAUCUGUCUGUUCUGUCCAGAAAUGAUGACGAUGAUGUUACAGAGGGAAAAUAUAUGUAUAGAGAUUAAAGAUUAUAUCUUAACAGUC
Messenger RNA from Girardinichthys multiradiatus, 6586 nucleotides. Its product is annotated as plakophilin-4-like. Gene Ontology annotation, cellular component: adherens junction; nucleus; plasma membrane. Bases 478 to 3870 code for a protein of 1130 amino acids. The transcript is spliced from 22 exons. The record is from RefSeq and is a predicted model, not a curated record. Gene Ontology annotation, biological process: cell-cell junction assembly; cell-cell adhesion. Gene Ontology annotation, molecular function: cadherin binding. NCBI's taxonomy places the organism in Eukaryota, Metazoa, Chordata, Actinopteri, Cyprinodontiformes, Goodeidae.